Messenger RNA from Lucilia sericata (common green bottle fly), 483 nucleotides. RefSeq lists its product as uncharacterized. The record is from RefSeq and is a predicted model, not a curated record. The transcript has 4 exons. NCBI's taxonomy places the organism in Eukaryota, Metazoa, Arthropoda, Insecta, Diptera, Calliphoridae. The coding region runs from base 66 to 470 and encodes 134 amino acids.
CAAAAAUCUUUGCAUUGGUUAUCAAUUUAAAAUUAAAACUUCUAUAAAACUGGAAUCAUAAACAAAUGUUUUUUAAAUAUUUUUUAAUAUGUGGCGUACUUCAACAGGUGUUAUCACAGGAUUUGAAAGAUAACUGUACAUUUGCCGAAGACGAUUUGGAGCGUUCGGCAGUACAUGAUCUUCAUAUGGCUAAAGAGAGUUGUGAUGAAACCUUCGGACAAUGCUACAGUGAAGCCAACGACGAUCCCGAAACUGGAAACUGUAACGAAGAACAUAAUAACUGUUUGAAUAUGAUAGUAGAUGUUUAUCGAGAUUCUAUUAAAGAUUCCGAUUUUUCAAUGAAACUAUAUAAUGAGGCUCUUAGCGAUAUAGGUGAUGACUGCAAUGGAUUAUGUAGAUAUGAAUUAGUUUUUAUGAAAUUGGUCGAAGAACGUGUACUUUGCGGAUUAUAUCGUCAAUUAGAAAUAUAACUUAAUAAAAACA